AUGUCCGUGGGGGCUGAUACACCAUCAAGGGCACCCAUGGCCCGCCGGAGACGGAAGGAGGGCCGCCCCCGACGCCAGAGGACGACGUUCAGUUCGGAGCAGACCCUCCGGCUGGAGCUGGAGUACGCGCGCUCCGAGUACGUCUCCAGGGGCCGCCGCUUCGAGCUGGCCGAGGCGCUCGCGCUGUCCGAGACGCAGGUCAAGAUCUGGUUCCAGAACCGGCGCGCCAAGGACAAGCGUAUCGAGAAGGCGCAGCUCGACCAGCACUACAGGUGCAACCGGCGUGCCAAACACAUCGAGAAGGUGACGCUCGACCAGCCCAGCACGACAGGUGGGUGGCUCACCCUCCAGCAGUUCAGCUCCUCACUAACCUUCCAUUCCAUUCCAAACAUUGAUAUUGAGAGGCCGGCCAUGAUACGGUUCCAGAACCGGCGCGCCAAACACAAGUGUAUCGAGCGGGUGACGCUCGACCAGCACUACAGGUGGGUGGCUCACCCUCCAGCAGUUCAGCUCCUCACUAACCCUCCACUCCAUUCCGUUCCCAACGCUGGCAUUGUCUGA
Molecule: messenger RNA, 561 nt
Organism: Schistocerca nitens (vagrant locust)
Lineage: Eukaryota; Metazoa; Arthropoda; Insecta; Orthoptera; Acrididae
Product: homeobox protein rough-like
Exons: 3
Coding region: 1-561 (186 amino acids)
Biological process (GO): regulation of DNA-templated transcription
Molecular function (GO): DNA binding; DNA-binding transcription factor activity, RNA polymerase II-specific
Source: RefSeq, a predicted model, not a curated record